GGGUUUUGGAGUCUAAAGAGCUCUCUCUCUUUCUCUCUGGGGUUCUUUUUCUCUCUGAUUGAUUAGCACAAUAUCCGAAGAAGAAGAAGAAGAAGGAGAAGAGCUCUGAUUAUUAUCUUUACUACUUACUAAGUGUGAAACAAACUAUGGCGGCAUUCGUUCCUCCUCCUGCUGUGGUGCCACCAGCGGCGAAACCAACCGACAUCCAGCCACAGGUGGAGAAGGUCGACUACAUGACCCUACCAACCCCUAUUCCUUACGAAGAAAUCCACCGCGAAGCUCUCAUGUCCUUAAAGCCAGAGCUUUUUGAGGGCAUGCGCUUUGAUUUUACCAAAGGACUCAACCAAAAUUUUUCCCUCAGUCACAGUUUGUUCAUGGGCCCUACUGAAAUUCCCUCUCAAUCAUCUGAGACCAUAAAGAUACCUACUUCCCACUAUGAAUUUGGUGCUAACUUUAUAGACCCCAAGUUGAUGCUGUUUGGGAGACUAUCAGAUGGAAGAGUGAAUGCAAGAUUGAAGUGUGACUUGUCUGAAAAUCUAUCUCUAAAGGCCAAUGGUCAACUGACAAAUGAGCCACACAUGUCACAUGGCAUGUUCAACUUUGAUUACAAGGGUUCAGAUUAUAGAGCUCAAUUUCAAUUUGGAAAUGGGGCUUUAUUUGGGGCUAAUUACAUUCAGAGUGUGACACCCCAUUUAUCUCUGGGCGGUGAAGUAUUUUGGGCUGGUCAACAUAGGAAGUCUGGCCUUGGCUAUGCUGCUCGUUACAACACAAAUAAAAUGGUUGCCACUGGGCAAGUUGCCAGCACUGGAUUGGUUGCUUUGAGCUAUGUACAGAAAGUAUCGGACAAGGUCUCUUUGGCAUCUGACUUCAUGUACAACUACAUGUCAAAAGAUGUAACUGCAAGCUUUGGUUAUGAUUACAUUCUUCGACAGUGUCGUCUAAGGGGGAAGAUAGACUCCCAGGGCUGCAUCGCUGCUUAUCUUGAAGAGCGACUGAAUAUGGGUCUGAAUUUUAUUCUCUCAGCUGAGCUUGACCAUCUCAAAAAGGAUUACAAAUUUGGAUUUGGAUUGACUGUGGGAGAAUAAGCCAGAGGAUGUUGUGCUGUUAUCGGUUUCAUAGCACAAGAUAAUGAAAGAAAAACCAGGUUUUAUUCAAAUAUUUUCUCUUAAGUGUAGUUUUCAUUUUGUAUUAGGGUCUGUUAUGUAGUCUAUCAUUUUACUGAUCUUCUUUCAUUAUUAGAAAGAGCAUCCAAACUGUGACCACACAUAAAAGAAAAAGUGGAUUUUGCUCAUGAAACAUUUUAAUAUUGUAUUUUUUCCCCAAAUGAUGGAAUGAUUGACCUAUUUAUAAAAUGGGAUGAAAUCAAAU
This is a messenger RNA of Impatiens glandulifera, 1368 nucleotides long. RefSeq names its product mitochondrial import receptor subunit TOM40-1-like. Gene Ontology annotation, molecular function: transmembrane protein transporter activity. The record is from RefSeq and is a predicted model, not a curated record. The coding region runs from base 147 to 1085 and encodes 312 amino acids. Gene Ontology annotation, biological process: protein import into mitochondrial matrix. Lineage: Eukaryota; Viridiplantae; Streptophyta; Magnoliopsida; Ericales; Balsaminaceae. Gene Ontology annotation, cellular component: mitochondrial outer membrane translocase complex; mitochondrial outer membrane. The transcript is spliced from 11 exons.